UAUAUAAGCUGUAAUAAAAGGAAAAUACUUCCAAUUGUUUCCCUCUUUUUGUUUGUAUCCGUUUCUCUCGGGAAGGCUUAUUUUCUCUCCACAAUAAUGGCGGAAUCCAAGAGCAAGUUUGAAUCCAUAAGGGAAUGGGUUGUUGAUCACAAGCUUAGAACUGUUGGUUGUUUGUGGCUUAGCGGGAUUGGGGGUUCCAUUGCUUACAAUUGGUCUCAACCUAACAUGAAACCCAGCGUUAAGAUCAUUCACGCUAGGUUGCAUGCACAAGCCCUUACAUUGGCUGCAUUAGCUGGUGCUGCAGUAGUCGAAUACUAUGAUCACAGGAACAAGCCGAAAGCCGAUCCUUAUGCAAAGUACCUUCCACACUCACACAAAGAGUAGGUUUGUCUUGAUUAAUUAAGCCCCAUUCGCAUCACAUUCUUUUCACCUGUUUACCUUAUUUACAUAAACAUAAAUGUGGGGCUUGCAAGUGGGUUGAUAUUAAGUUUUUAUCUCCGAAUUUACACAAAACACGUGUUGUUUUCAUCAUCCAUUGAUGGAUGGCUAAUUCCUAUUUGUAUUAAACAUUGAUUAUGGAAAUUGAUUGAUUGAAUUUUUAGCCAAUUGGCAAAUGAAA
Molecule: messenger RNA, 619 nt
Organism: Gossypium raimondii (Peruvian cotton)
Lineage: Eukaryota; Viridiplantae; Streptophyta; Magnoliopsida; Malvales; Malvaceae
Exons: 3
Coding region: 97-384 (95 amino acids)
Biological process (GO): mitochondrial respiratory chain complex IV assembly
Cellular component (GO): mitochondrial inner membrane
Source: RefSeq, a predicted model, not a curated record